GAUGGCGGGUAAAAUCGAUUCGUCAUUGAUCCAAAUUUCUAUGUAAAUAACAUUUAUAUUACUGCGUAAUUUGUAUACGGUAACGCAAUACUAAAAUAUAUGAGUAAUUGGUUAGAAUAGCAACAAUAAUUUGACAACGUGUAUUACAAUUUACCAAUCCAAUUUUACUUGAUUCACUUUUAUAAAACAAACAUGUUUCGACUAGGAUUAUUGUGUGCCUUCUUAAUCGCUGUCUCAGCGGAGGAUAUGGAUUCUUGUUAUGAUAAAUCCAAAAAAGCUUGUAAUUCUUUAGAUUUUGUAGAUAAGAAAGCAUUGUUCACAAAUUGUAAUGCUGUAUAUGGAAAUAUCAUGGAUUUUCAAGCUGACCUACAGGCAUACGUAAAUGCUCAUAUUGAAUCCAGUUUUGAAUUUUUGUUAAUGUCAACUCAUUUUGGAAAUUAUGAAGCAAAUCGAGAUGGUUUUAAGACAUUAUAUCGUAAACUGUCAGACAAAACAUGGGAAGAUGCUUUUGAUUUAAUUAAAUUUAUUGCCAAAAGAGGUGGUAAAAUGAAUUUCAAUCAACUACCAAGAAUUAAGGGAAGUACACAAAUUAAAAGUAAAAAGAUACUUCAGUUAAAUGAAAUUCACAGUUUAUCUAAAGCACUUGAUAUUGAGAAACAACUUGCUGAAGAAGCUUUAUAUAUUCAUUCAAGAGCACAACAACACUCUAAGCAAGAUGCUUCUGUAGCUCAUUAUUUAGAAGAACAAUUCUUGGAACCUCAAUCUGAUGUUGUGCGUCAGUUAGCUGGACAUAUAACUGAUCUUAAAAAAUUAUUAACAGAUCACGAUGCUUCUCUUUCUGUAUUCAUGUUUGAUGAAUAUCUUAAAAAACUUAUGUAAAUUUUCAUCAAUCAACAAAUUUUAUAAAUCAUAAAUAAUGCACUUAUCAAUAUUAGUGCCUCUCCCUAA
Messenger RNA from Polistes dominula (European paper wasp), 948 nucleotides. RefSeq names its product ferritin 2 light chain (gene Fer2LCH). NCBI's taxonomy places the organism in Eukaryota, Metazoa, Arthropoda, Insecta, Hymenoptera, Vespidae. Gene Ontology annotation, cellular component: cytoplasm. Gene Ontology annotation, biological process: intracellular iron ion homeostasis; iron ion transport. Gene Ontology annotation, molecular function: ferric iron binding; ferrous iron binding. The record is from RefSeq and is a predicted model, not a curated record.